GCCUGGAGUUUCCUUCCUCUGCCGCUGUUUGUGGGGCAGCCAGCGCCCGCGGGCUUUUUCUUCCGGCCAUUGCCCCGCGAUUCCUCCUCUCCGCCCCGAGACGGAGAGAACCGAUCCCCCUCUGGAGUUUGUUCCCAACUCCGCCUCGGCCUUUCUCUCGCCUCCCCCUCCUUCCCCCGGCCAGUCCCCUCCCUAAACCCUCUUCCAUCCUCUACAUUAGACUGGAGUCCCCUCCCUCGGUCGCGUUCAUUUCAUACCAACUCUCAUUCCACGCGUUCCCCGUUUACUCCUUUCAAACUCCAGGGAAAAUAAAAACCUUCUGUUUUCCUCCCAAACUCGGGCCCGAUCUCUGCCAACCCCCGCCGCUCCGCGCCGUCUCGCCAUCCCGCCCUCAGCUCCGUGCUCUUCAGGUUCUGAGUCUGCUUCUCCACGUGGCACCUUGGAGCUUCUAGCUGGCACCAUUACCUCCAACGAGUGGAACUCUCCUGCCUCCCCUGAGGGGAGCAACGAUUCAGGGGGCAGUGAGGCCUUGGACAAACCAAUUGACAAUGACGCUGAGGGUGUAUGGAGUCCAGACAUUGAGCAGAGCUUCCAGGAAGCGCUAGCUAUCUACCCACCAUGUGGACGGCGGAAGAUUAUUUUAUCAGAUGAAGGCAAGAUGUACGGCCGAAAUGAGCUGAUUGCCCGUUAUAUUAAGCUAAGAACAGGGAAAACACGCACAAGGAAACAGGUAUCCAGUCACAUCCAGGUCCUGGCAAGGCGGAAAGCCAGAGAGAUUCAAGCCAAGCUUAAGGAUCAGACAGCUAAAGAUAAAGCUAUGCAGAGUAUGGCUACAAUGUCAUCAGCCCAGAUAAUCUCUGCAGCUGCCUUCCAUAGUAAAAUGGCCUUGCCAGGUCUCCCACGACCAGCCUAUCCUUCUGUUUCUGGGUUUUGGCAAGGAGCUUUGCCAGGACAAGCUGGAUCUUCACAAGACGUGAAACCUUUUCCUCAACAACCCUAUGCUCUACAGCCUUCACUGCCAUUACCAGGGUUUGAUUCUCCCACUGGCCUCCCACCUUCCUCAUCAGCACCAGCUUGGCAAGGACGAAGGGUUGCUAGCUCCAAACUUUGGAUGUUAGAGUUCUCUGCGUUCUUGGAACAACAGCAAGAUCAAGACACGUAUAACAAACACCUGUUUGUGCACAUCGGGCAGUCAAAUCCCAGCUACAGUGAUCCUUACCUUGAGGCAGUGGAUAUCCGACAGAUAUAUGACAAGUUCCCUGAGAAAAAAGGGGGCCUGAAGGAGCUGUUUGAAAGGGGGCCAGCAAAUGCCUUCUUCCUUGUCAAAUUCUGGGCUGAUUUGAACACUAGUAUUGAAGAUGAAUCCAGAUCUUUCUAUGGUGUUUCUAGCCAAUAUGAGAGCCCAGAAAAUAUGGUCAUUACCUGUUCCACUAAAGUGUGUUCCUUUGGGAAACAGGUGGUGGAGAAAGUGGAGACAGAGUACGCACACUAUGAAAAUGGACACUAUUCCUAUCGCAUUCAUCGUUCUCCUCUCUGUGAAUACAUGAUAAACUUCAUUCACAAACUCAAGCACCUUCCUGAGAAGUAUAUGAUGAACAGUGUGCUGGAGAACUUUACUGUCUUACAGGUUGUGACAAACAGGGAUACACAGGAGACCUUGCUGUGCAUAGCAUAUGUUUUUGAGGUGUCAGCUAGUGACCAUGGUGCCCAGCAUCACAUCUACCGGCUGGUGAAGGACUAGAGACUAUCUGCCCUGAGUCAUCCAUGAGAUGCAUGUCUGAGGAAAAAGUCUGUGCUUGAAAAUCCCUUGUCUCUUUUCACCAAAUUGAAAAAUAAACUGCAGAUACUGUGUAUUUUCAGAGAAGCACCUCCAAUCUAUUCUUUGAUUCACAGUGGCAAAUAUGUAUGUAUCUCCAGGUUUGUGCAAAUGGUGGAAAGGCUUAGAGUCAAGGAAGCUGGCAAAUAACUGCAUAACUGCUUAAGAGUUUCACUUGAACAGUGUUCUCUGGAAUGUAUUCCUUACGUUCUGCAACACAACUUUUAAGUACACAUAGUGCUCUACAUACAGCAGUAGCAGUGGACUGGACCACAUGCUUACAGUUUGGCUAGGUGUAUUUUAUGCCUGAUCACAGUGUGUGCUUCCACAAACAUUCAUCUAGAGGUCAGCACACACACAGACAUGCUUACAUUUCAAUAGGCUGCACUGAAAGUAGUGCUUCCUACUUUUCCCAUGGAAACUACAACGUACAUAGUAACUCUUCCUGACACAGAACGUUCUCAGCUUUAAAAAACUAUUCUUCAAUAUAGUUGCCACCAUUAGCAGUGCAUUUUUGUCAGCAAUAAGCAAGAGCCAGCAUGCCACACUUGCAAAAAUCUGCAACAGUGGAGGUGAUCCACACGUGCUGUCACCAUUACUGAAAUGCACCAGCUCACUGUGCUAACAUUCACUGUUUAGUGUCUGCAAAUGUUCAGCAAGCAUUCACAAAUGUCAAUAGGUGCAAUUUUUUCCAUGUGGAGGAAUUAAAUUCCAUAUCUUUCUUUUACAUGCACUUCCAUGUCUGAUACCAUUUUGUCAGUUUGUCCCUCUGCUGCCAUCUGUUGCAUGGCAACAAAAUGGAAUAGCAUCAGGAAGCAUCGAUGUUUACUACCAUACUCCCAACAUCUGCUUCUGAUGCUGUGGGCCAGUGUAAUAAAAUACGAGGCAUUACUUUCAGAUCAGCCCUCACAUGUAGAUACUUGUUCAUCUAGACAUGCAUGGGAACAUGUGUGUAGAUAUUCCACAUAUAACCUACACAUCUGCUUGUCCAGCUGUUCACCUUAGCAGAGAGGCAGUUACAGGCUCCUCAAGCCUUCCUCCUGUUAGAGGCUGAACAUGGUCUCCGUGGCCUUUAAAUUGCAUUUAUGCUUAGAAAACUUGGUUUGUUAAAUCGUGUUGUCUUGCCUAGAAGGUCUUCUGCAUGUGUUGGAUCUGGUCUCUUAACUGACUAAAAUAAUUCCUGAUUCUUCUGUUUUCCAAAUGCAGUUAAUACAGCUCUGGGAGCUAGACUGCUCUUUUCUUAUGCACCAGUGAAAUAACUGUCUCAAGAUAACUUGUUACACCUGUUGGCUGCAGACAGUGAGGUGCACAAGUAUUGCCAAGAACGCCAUUUGGACAGCAAAUCACAAAUGGUUCUCUUUCAUUUCCAAGGCAAUCAAACCCAAUCCUUCUCCUUUAGUUGUAAAUAGAGAUUGUUUACUCAGCAAUUGCUGUGAGUGAACAGUCUUGGUCCCCACAGUGCUACUGAUGGAGGGGAAGAGGUAGCCAUUCAUGUUACUUUAAGGGAAGAGGUGGAUGGAAUGAUAUUCUCUGGAAGUCACUGAACAGGCAGUUUAUUGCCUAUGGCCAGGUAAAGUCUAUUAGUGCAGACAUGAAGAGGUGAUGUUAGAUUUCACAAUGCAGCAUAACACCUUAAAGGAGACACCUCACACAUUUGUUUCAAAUGUUUCCAUCCUUGCAUUUUUGGCAUAGAGAAAAAUAAUUACUCAUACUUCAGGCAUCUGAUAUACUGUCUAAAAUCAAAGGAUUUAUUGGAAUUCCAGCAGGUAAGGAAGACUUCAGUCAUACGCAUAUGAAAUCUGACUUUUUUCAAGAAUUUAUGGGCUUUGGUGGUACUCCCUUCUACAGAUCUCAGUGUGAUGGUUAAAGGUCUUUGUGGACUUUGUGAAAGUCCUUUAUAUUCAGGCCUAUAAUGCUGCCUCUAGGUUUGUAAUACUUAGUUUAUGAACUAAGGUUGAAUAUAACCAUUUCUGAGUCUGUGUUGAAGCUGGGUGAGUUCAUUCUUCACAAGGAAGUCAUGUCCAAGCAACAGUAAGAAACAAGCUACUAAAAUUCAACUUAAAAAUCAAGAUAGUUAAGUUACUCAACAAUGUUUUCUUUUUUUUUAUCUCAGUCUUCACUGGCAGUUGUCUCUCCCACAUCUCCCAAGUCACAGAAUCUCAAGACAGCCACCUACCACAGAAGAAGACCGGAUCUGGGACUAUCUGAGGAACCUGAACGUGUUGAAGUCCAUGGGACAUGAUGAAAUUCACCUCAGGGUCUUGAGAGAACUGGUAGCUGAAGUAUGCUAAGCCACAGUCCAUUGUAUUUGAAAAGAAUUGGUGAGGUGAAGUCCCCAGUGACCGGAAAAGAGGAAAUAUGACAUUUGUUUUUUAAAAGGGUUAAAAAGAAAGACCCAGGAAUUACCAACCAGUCAGCCUCACCUCGGUGCCUGAUAAAAUCAUGGAACAGAUCCCCCUGAAGACUAUGUGAUGGUAUAUGCAAGACAGGGAGGUGACUGAAUACAGCCAACAUGGCUUGACCAGGGGUGAAUCAUGCCUGACUAACUUGGUGGUCUUGUAUGAGAGAAUGACAGCACUGGUGGAAAAGGGAAGAGCAAUGGACUUCACUUACCUUGACUUACGUACAGCUUUUGAUACAAUCGCUCCAGAACAUCCUAGUCCCUAAAUUGGAGAGACAUGGAUUUGAUGGAUGGCCUGUUCAGUAGAUAAAAAAUUGGCUGUAUGGCUGCGUCCGAAGAGUCAUGGUCUCAAUGUCCAGGUCAAGUGGUGUCCCUCAAGUGUUUACAACUUUAUCCAUGAUGUAGGCAGUGGGAUCAAGUGCAAGUUUGUGGAUAACAGCAAGCUGAGAGGUGCAGAUGAUAUUUUUUAAGAAAGGAAUGCCAUCCAGAAUGACCUUGAUAGGCUUGAGGAGUGAAAUUCAACAAGGCUAUAUGCAAGGUCUUGCACCUAGGUUGAGACAGUCCCUGACACCAACACAGACUUGGUGAUGAACUGAUUGAGUGCAGUCCUGCAGGAAAUGACCUGGGGAUACUGAUGGAUGAAAAACAGGGAACAAUUGGAUAUGAGCUGGCAACGUGUGCUUGCAAUCCAGAAAGAUAAUCAUAUUCUAGGCUGCAUCAAAAAGAAAUGUGGUAAGGAGGCUGAGAGAGGUGAUUCUCCCCAGUAUUCUGCACUCAUGAGAUCUCUCACCUAGAGUACUAGAUCUGAGGUCCCCAGUGCAAGAAAGACGUAGACAGUCAGAGUAGAUUCAGAAGAAGGUAACAAAGAUGAUCUAAGGGCUGGAGUGCCUCUCCUAUGAAGACUGGCUGAGAAGGUUGUUGGGCUUUUUAUCUUUGUAGCCUAGAGAAGAAAAGGCUCCAGUAAGACAUUGUUGUGUCCUCCCAAUACAUAAACAGAGCCUACAAAAAAGAUGAGGAUAGACUCUACCAGGGAGUGUAUUGAUGGGACAUGGGGCAGUGGUUUUGAACUGAAGGAGGGUAGGUUUAUGUUGGAUAUAAGGAAUAAUUUUAUUUUUUCUAUGGGAUUGGUUAGAUACCGGAAGAGGUUGCCCAGAGAAGUAGUAGAUGCCCCAUUACUAGAAAUGUUCAGAGUUGGGUUGGGUUGGACUUUGAGUAACAUGAUCUAGUGAAAGGUGUCCCUGCCCAUGCCAGGGCAGGGAGUGGAACUCAAUGAUCCUUAAGCAUCUGCUCCAGAUCAAGCCAUUCUAUGAUUCUAAGUUUAUUAUGGGAAAUAAUAAUAAUAUGGAAUUCCUCUCACAACAUUUUUAUCUGAAGUAUGUAUUUUUGCUGAUUAAGCUACCAGCAGUUAGAUGAAAAGCAAAGGACUAAAGGCUAUUGACAAAGAUGGCAGAUGACUGUUAGCUGAGAAGAGGGUGUGUACUGAAAAGAUCAGUGUAGGUCUUUAAACAUGUUUAACAGAGUAAUGAGUGACCUGGAGGAGAGAGAAAGCAUCAGGAUAACUUAAUUUGCAGAUAGUACUAAAGGACAACUUAGCUAACUGGGUAUGUAUUGGAGUAGUUUGAACAGGACUGAAACACUAAACCUGAACUGGGAGAAUAAAAUUCUAAGAAUAAUUUGAGAUAUAAAUUAAAAUGUUCUUAAAAAAAAUUCUAGCCAACAAAAAACAUGAGACAGAUGGCAUUUGAGAAGUGAACUAUCAGAAAUGUAGUCACUGCUUGAAAUUUUUGUGGAGUUCUAGAACCACAGGAUCAUAGAAUUGUUUGAAUUGGAAGGGACCCUUAAAGGUCAUCUAGUCAAAGAUGUUGAAGGGCCUUUGCAAUAAACAAGGAUAUUCACAGCUAGAUCAGGUUGCUCAGAGAGAGCCCUGUCCAGCUUGAUCACGCAUACCACAAGGGACAGGGCAUUCACCACAUCUGGCCUACCUGUUCUAGUGCUUUACCACCCUCAUUGUAAAAAACUUUUUCCUUGUGUUCAGAUAAAUUAUCUUCUCUCACUUAGUGUGAAACCAUUUCCUCCUGUCCUAUCACAACAAACAUGAGUCAGUUUGUUUCUUUAUUAUAGCCCUCAUUUAGAUACUGAAAGGGUGCGAUCAAGUCCUUUUCACCAGGGCUGUGUUCUACCCUUUUGACCCCCACCUUAUCAUAGUAUUAUAGUAUCAUAGUAUCAUAGUAUCAUAGUAUCAUAGUAUCAUAGUAUAGUCUCAUGUCGGUUGGAAGGGACCUUACAUUGAUAGUGGGUGUUUCUGUGACACAGGCGCAAGACCUUGCGCUUGGCUUCAACCUCAUGAGGUUCUCUUGGGCCCACUGCUUGAGCCUGUCUAGGUCUCUCUGGAUGGCAUUCCUUUUGCAUGUUGACCACAGGAUACAGUUUGGUGUCAUUAGGAAACUUGAUGCAGAUGAAGCAAUCCUACUGUCAGUGUCAUUGAGGUAGGUAUUAAUGAGUAUCAGUUUCAGUACUGACCCCUGACAGACACCACUCACCGCUAAUCUCUAUCUGGACAUGGAGACUUCAGCCACCAUUCUCAGUGCAAACAGUUCCCCACCCACUGAACAGUCCAUUUGUCAAAUCUAUGUCUUUCCAAUUUGGAGAAAAAGAUGUUACGAAGAACCAUAUCAAAAGCUUUAAUGAAGCCCAAAUAAAUGAUAACAGUGGCCCUUCCACAAACCCAGUUACACCAUCAUGGAAAGCCAUAGAGCAUGAUCCCAAAUUGUACAGAACAGAAUUAACUGCCAAGGGUCAGAUGUACAAAAAUCAGAUGCCAGUGCCAGAACUGAACAUGCUGCUCAUGGCCAGCAUGUAAUACAGAACCAUGCAAGAGAAUGAAGGGAUGUGGGUAAAGAGAAUAGCAAAGAUGCUGCUAUCAAGUCAGAGCUGGGGAAAGACUGUUUUGCUCAUGUUGUUGGAAGAGGAGUCCAUGUAUGUAUUUGUUUAUAUAAAUAAAACUUUUCCUCCUAAA
Molecule: messenger RNA, 7233 nt
Organism: Coturnix japonica (Japanese quail)
Lineage: Eukaryota; Metazoa; Chordata; Aves; Galliformes; Phasianidae
Gene: TEAD4
Product: TEA domain transcription factor 4
Biological process (GO): embryonic organ development; hippo signaling; regulation of transcription by RNA polymerase II
Cellular component (GO): transcription regulator complex
Molecular function (GO): DNA-binding transcription factor activity, RNA polymerase II-specific; RNA polymerase II cis-regulatory region sequence-specific DNA binding
Source: RefSeq, a predicted model, not a curated record